This is a messenger RNA of Zingiber officinale, 456 nucleotides long. RefSeq names its product neural Wiskott-Aldrich syndrome protein-like. The transcript has a single exon. Lineage: Eukaryota; Viridiplantae; Streptophyta; Magnoliopsida; Zingiberales; Zingiberaceae. Bases 1 to 456 code for a protein of 151 amino acids. The record is from RefSeq and is a predicted model, not a curated record.
AUGGCGUUAGAAUCUCUGGCGACGGAGUCGCUAGAGAGGUCUGCUAGGAUAGAGCCUGUCGGUCAGGGACAGACUCCUCAUGGUACUGCGGGUGCAUCGAACUCUCGGAUUCCAACGGUCCCUUCUCCAGAGUUAUCCACCCCUACAGUAUUCACUAUACCACCAGCUGCACCACCUGCGUACCCGGCACCUCCUCUAGCCGCGCCUACUGCAUACCCGACACCACCACCACCUGUGCCUGCUAUGGCAUAUUCGGCACCUCCUCCAGCCGUGCCUACGACGUAUCCGGCACCUCCUCCCGUACCUCCAGUCCCUCCUACCUAUAUUGACCCUACAGUGCCACCAGUGGUACCUGCCUCGGCUUAUCCAACAGCACCAGGGGUGCCACUACCAGCUUGUAGUACCAGCUCCAGUGGUUCCGUCAGUUCCCGCGGUGAUCCCUGCUCACCCUACUGA